Didymodactylos carnosus is the source of this 2319-nucleotide messenger RNA. NCBI's taxonomy places the organism in Eukaryota, Metazoa, Rotifera, Eurotatoria, Philodinida, Philodinidae. The record is from the annotation of a GenBank genome assembly.
GGCAUGCUUAUAAGCUUAAAUUACAUGGUUUACCAAGUAUAAAGCGAACAUCAAACACAAUUUCAAUUACUAUCUUAGUUUCCUAGAGAAAAUCUUUCAAAGAUCUUGGUUUUUCGUUAAAGAUCUUCCAGAAAUCCAGAUUUUCCAGAAUCACAUUAUGAAAGUCAAAAUCAAAGAAAACUAACAUCACCAAUUGCCAUAGCAUGUUCCAGAAUCUCUAGGCUUCGUAUGCCGCUGAUGUCUUUUUAAGCUGCUUUUCUGUUAUUUGGAAAUGAUCUCACUGGUCAUUAAAUUGUCAAAAAAAGAAAAGCCUUUUUCAGUUCUACAAAGGUAAAAAAUCCGAUCACAAACGGUGAGUACUGUGUAUCGUCCAUAUAUAUCUUUUCUGAUGAAACUGUUUCUAAGCGAAACAGUUCGGUUUGAACUUUUUAUGUAAAGGUAGACUCCUCCACUUUUUCAAUUAAAAAUUAUCAUUGAUCGCUGAGUUUACCGUAUUUUGCUUGUAUAUCAAGUGCAUGUUUAAGUAAUUUACAAUGUUGUUCGAAUGUCUAAUUAUCUUGUCCACCAUGUAUAUUCAUAUGUAUGGACGUAUAUUUGACAACUUUAUCGAGUUGUUUGUUCAAUGUUUUUAGAUGUUCGUCACCUGUCAAAUCGUACCAUGUCUCUGAUACAAAAUCUGUCCAAUUUGUGUAACAUGUACCAAUCAGUUCAAGUUUAUAUUACUUCAAUGUUUCAAGAAAACUGUGUUCAUUUUUAAAAUCAUCUGUUAACUGUUGAAUAUUACUAAUAGAUGUUGCAUUACUUGAAUACCCUAGACGAGAUAAAUCAGGCAAAAGAAUGUUAUAAUCAGAUGAAAACAGUUCAGAACUCCAAAUUGUACGAAAUACUUUCAAUUCAGGAAUAUUAAGUGUUGAAGCUCUUAUAUAAUCUAAAAGAAAUAAUAAGUUCAUGUUUGAACAUUUUCGAAUCAAAGGUGAGAAAAGAUACUUGUACAAUUUGAUUAUGGUAGCGUUAAAAAGUAGCAUAACCUCUCUCUUAGGUUACAUUUUCUCUAAAAGAUAUAGUUAAUAGUACAUCGAAGUGUGAUAAGAAACAAACAAAAGUUUAGGUAGUCUACUACUGAAUAUGUAUCUCUAUUUUCAUUUUUAUUUUACUGUUUGUUUCUCUAGACAAGAGAAUAUUCUAUUGAUAAAAAAAUAAAUGGACAAAAAGUGCAGAUAAAACGAUGAUGUAUACGUCUGCUCUGAUAAUAUCUUUAAUAAUCUCAAUAACUUACUCUUUUCAUUUCAUUUGUACAUGAGAGAUUAAAACAUCUGUUUGUUAAUAAUGAAUAAAUCAAUAAAAUAUAUUUGCAAAACUGUUUAUUGUUGGCUACACCAUUUAGAUUCAAGUAAUCGUACCUAAUUAAUCAAAAUUUGGUAAAUAUUUAUUUAAUGAUAAAAUAUGGUGAUAUAUGUCCACUAAUAAUAGAUAUUCACUUGCUUGUUUAAAAUGUUUUCUGAACAGCAAAAAUUUUUUGUUCCUAUCUUGUACUUGAUAUUGGUAUUAUGUACAACAAUAACAAUUCAAUAUCGGCAGGUUUCAUUCAAUGGAUGGUUUGGUACAAACGAUGACAAUAGUCAUUUGGAACUAUUAGGUUUUACAUGUAGUGAAGAAAAUUCGAAUGGACAAAUUUAUGCUAUAUUCAAUGGUAGUUUAUUAGAAAAUAAUUCAUUUAUUGGUGUGAUAAAUAGUACUAUAGAAUAUAUGAAUAAUUGUAAAACAACAAUGGAAAAACUUUAUGGUAAAGAAAGAAUGAUAAUAAGUUGGUUUAAAAUAAGUCGAACAUUUGAUCAUGAAACGAUAAAAUAUUCUGGAAUUUUGGAACAAAAUGAUAGUCUUAUUACAAUAAAUGGCAUAUAUCGUCAUCAAUUAGAUGGAUAUUCUUAUUAUGUUAAUAUUACUAUUGAAAUAAGCACAGGUCAAUAUAAUAUUAAUACAAUAUUUAAUGAUACUAUCGAUAUCGUGGAUAUUGAUUUUGUUAUAACACCUAGCCAAUUAUCAACAUAUAUUAAUAAAACGUUUAUUUGUCAAUCAAAUGUGAGUGUAAAUGCAAUGGAUAUCAACAGUCUCUUUAAUCAAGAUUAUGAAAAUGGUGUUAGGGAUAUUGAAAAUGGUGAAACAUACAAAAAUGUGAUAACAAAAUUGAAUGAAAUAUUUGGUAGAACAUUAUCCGAUAAUUUCAUUAGUGUAUUAAAUGAUAAAAUACCUUAUUUACAAGAUUUUAUGUUGAAAUUAAAUUCAUCUAGUGUUAAUCAAAUAGAAGAAAUCAAUUUUUAA